GGAUAUUGCUUUUGUCAUGCGUUCUCUUGAUCCGGCGAUUUGCCUGCCAUAGCUAUACAGCUUUUGAUUGUGCUGAGAAUGUCCAAUGAAUGAUUUAUCUUGGAUUUCGAAACUGCUCGGCUUCUCCGCCAUCCACACACUCCAACGUGCUGCGAUGCACGCCAUGCUUUGUCAUAUCGACCAUUCAGGCCUCCAACUCGCCAUAUUUAAAAGACCGAAAGACACCCCGCUUAUAUCAUCAAAAAUGACCCGAGUAUUGGCUUCGUGUGCAGACACAGCCUUGACAAGUCAACACCAUACAUGAAGCGAAUGUGACCAGUCCACAGUAUUAGUUUGAAUACUUCGAGCCCGAACAAUACAAAGGGAGAAACGAUGGCGGACCCGGAUGCAAAGAAACAAUUGUACUUUACUCAAAUCGCGCCCGGGUACUCACGAGUCACGGGCAAUACUACGAAGGACCUAUUCAAUGAAGUUCUCCAGAGCCAUGACUUGUCGAUAAAUUCGGACUCCGUGAUCCAUGACAAUGCAGCUGGCCCCGGCACCGCCACUGAAGCCCUGAUAUCAUGGUGUCACCAGCAUAAUGUAUCACCUAAGAUUAUUGUCACAGACUAUGUCCCUGCCAUGGUAGACGCAUGCGAGGCGAUCAGGACAAAACAUGCAGACGACUCAUUAUGGCAGAGCGUUGCCAUUGCUGUCGCAGACUCGGCGUACCUCAAGGAGUUUGCCGACGAUUACUUUACGCACAGCAUCUGCAACUUCAGCAUAUUCACAUUCACGCACCCCACAAAAUGUCUACAGGAGAUCCGCAGAACCCUCCGGCCAGGCGGUGUUACGCUAGUGACAUGCUGGAAGCGUUUUGCCGUGUCCGAAGUCAUCGCCGCUGCUCAGGAUCAAGUCAAAGGAUCUGAGUGGGGUGAAGCACAUCGUAUGCCGGUGAAUGGACCUGAGUAUAUGCAGGAAGGACACACGGCGAAACUUGUCCGCGAGGCUGGCUUCGAAGAGGAGAAGACCCAAUCGUUCGCCGCGCAAACGGUAGUCAAGCGUGGGGAAGAUUGGGAUGGGUUGUACGAGUUCCUGCUGAACCCUUUCAUCAAGAGCGCCGCAACCAAAGAGUGGAGUGAACAGGAGCUGGGGAGAUGGCCCGAGGCGGUGAACGCAGCUUUGGAGAAGGAAGAACAAUCAUAUGGAGGGAUCCUGUUUGAGGCGUGGGUUAAGGUUGCGAGAAAGUAGGCCUUGUUAGACAAGUAUACUGUGAAGACCGCGGCGGCCUCUGCCAGCGUUCAUACUGUACCAACGUUCCGAUGACAGCCACGCUCCGGGAGCAGACCGACCUUGGACCCAUGGAGGCUUCCAUCUCGCUAACCUUGGGUAGGGAGGUACCGGCCAAGAGCGAUAUUCAGCAUAACUUCUCAGCGACGCACACCAAGCGAAGACGCUCGAAUGUCCUCUCCAACCUAGCCAGGGUCGAUAUAUAAAGCCAGUACCACCGUUACUAG
Messenger RNA from Exophiala viscosa, 1496 nucleotides. Its product is annotated as S-adenosyl-L-methionine-dependent methyltransferase. Gene Ontology annotation, molecular function: S-adenosylmethionine-dependent methyltransferase activity. The record is from RefSeq and is a predicted model, not a curated record. Bases 373 to 1230 code for a protein of 285 amino acids. NCBI's taxonomy places the organism in Eukaryota, Fungi, Ascomycota, Eurotiomycetes, Chaetothyriales, Herpotrichiellaceae. The transcript has a single exon.